AUGAGUCUGGAAGGCUACCGGCUGGGCCCUAGCGGAGACACCACGCAGCAGGCAGAGGACGAAGCCCGGCAGCCCCAGCGCCGGCCGAGCAGCAGACACCGCAGCAGCGGGCAGGGACCUCCCGCCUCUAGCCGGCGCUGUGCGGCUGCAAGGCCCGGCCUGCCGCGUCCCGGGGCUCGCUGCUGCACCAGCCAAGCGCCCGGGCCCGUGCGGCGAGUCCAGCCCGCGCCUCCCCGACCCGCUCCCCUGAGCCCGGCCAUGCUGGCGGCGCGGCUGCUGCGGGCGGCCCCGAGCGGGCUCGCCUCCCUCCACAGCUCCGCCCGCCGCCUGCGCGGGGCCCGCGUGGCCGUGGUCUUGUCUGGAUGUGGUGUGUAUGAUGGCACGGAAAUCCAUGAGGCCUCAGCCAUUUUGGUUCACCUGAGUCGUGGGGGAGCUGAAGUUCAGAUGUAUGCCCCAGAUAUUCCUCAGAUGCAUGUUAUUGACCACAGCAAAGGACAACCAGCUGAGGCUGAAUCAAGAAACGUUUUAGUGGAAUCAGCAAGGAUUGCUCGUGGUAAAAUCGCAGACCUGGCUAAACUUAGUACAAAGGACCAUGAUGCUGUGAUAUUCCCUGGUGGAUUCGGAGCUGCUAAAAACCUUUCCACCUUUGCUGUGGAUGGGAAGGAUUGCAAAGUGAAUGGAGAGGUUGAACGUGUCCUGAAGGAAUUCCACAAAGCUGGGAAACCCAUUGGCCUGUGCUGCAUUUCACCAGUGUUGGCUGCAAAAGUACUCUCUGGUGCUGAAGUUACUGUGGGACAUGAAGAAGAGGAAGGUGGGAAAUGGCCGUAUGCCGGAACUGCAGGAGCCAUUAAAGCAUUGGGAGGAAAACACUGUGUAAAAGAAGUAACUGAAGCUCAUGUAGACGUGAACAACAAGAUGGUUACUACCCCAGCAUUUAUGUGUGAAACGGAAUUACAUCACAUCUUUGAUGGUAUUGGGGCCAUGGUAAAGGGUGUCCUGAAAUUAACAGGCAAAUGAAGUGGCUAUCUGUAAUAAUAAUAGUAAGUUUUAGGAAAUUAAGCGUACAAUACCAGAAAUAUCAUGCAUCGAUGGAAACAUAUUUCCCCUGCUUGCCCCUUUAGCACUUUUAUAAACCCAGACACAAAGCUGACAGUCUGAUUCCCAGCUGUGUUCAGAUAUUGCAAAAAUGUUUGCUACGUAAAUGCAUUGAUUUCCAAGCACAUCCUCACUAAAGCGUCUGCUGACUGGCUCUUUGAGUAAAGGUAAUGCAUCCCGUAACCUUAAUAAUUUUUUGGACUUGGACAGUUGGUGAGGGUUGUGUGAGAAUGUUCUGAGACCAGCCAGCAUACUAUUCCAACAACAAAAAAACCCUCCAUUCCUUCGAAAAAUACUAGGGACACACAUGAAAACGGAAUGACAUGAAUACUGUGGAAUCAGAAUAUCUGGAGCAGCAGCCUGGUGCAGUGGACUGAGCAUAGGGCUGGAUUGCUUUGUAGAUUUCACAGUUCUGUUUCAGAGGCUGCAUAGUGUGGUUGAAAUGCACCAGUUACAUUGCUGUUGCAAGGAGUAGAUACAGCUGCUGUAGGACUGACUGCCAUUCAGAGGUGGGGAGUGAAGUUACUGCUGACUGCUGUUCGUUCUGAGGAAAGCUAUGUUAAAAUGCAUCCCUGGCUAGUCUAGCUGCCUUCCAUUGAAACAGCUAUUGUAUUGAGUUCUCUGGGUGUGUCAGUCUGAACUUUGGCAUUGAGAGAGUGCUGGGAUCCGGGGACAGAGAAAUUUAAGAGAACUGAACCAUGGGGACACACUUACCCGUGUGUUUCAAGCAAGGCUGCAAUAAUUUGCUGGGUAUGCAGUCAUUUCGUAUGUCCAUGAGGUAAAAGUCAGGAUCAGCUUUGAUGUAGCCAAUGGAAACAGUCAUUUCUAUGCCCCAUGGUUAACGCAACAUUAAUUAAAACAUUGUGUUGCAUGGCCCUCCUUUCCAUAUUCUUUUCAUGGCUUUUUUUCUGUUUUAAAAGGUGUGCUUUAUCCAAUUAUGAAUAAAUCUGUGUGUCAGCAGCAGGACACACCUUAUUGUAAAUGCCCUAGCAUUUUGAAGAAUCUCUCCUAAUUUAACUGCACAAUAAGCCUUUUAUAUCUAAAAGAGGGCUUGAAACAGGGAAAAAGUAUCAGCGACUGUGCCUUGUACAUUUUAAAGAUAUCUUCCACAUGAACGUAGUUACUUGCCUAGCAAUGGGCAGCAGGCUGACUCCAGUGCUAUUACCACCUUCCCCUUUCCAGACUAACAGCGCUCCUUCCAUAGAAAUACAAUCAACUGUAAGAAGAAUGAGGUAUAAAUUAAUUAAAUGUUGUCCAGUUAUUUUCGUUUCCCUUUUCCUUGCAUCUCUCUUUUAAUCAUAGAAUAUUUGCAUUUGAAGGAACCUUUAGUGAUUCAUAGAGUCCAACAACCUUCAGCAUUUCCAUCUCUUUCCUAAAUGUUGUCUAUUCACUUAUUUUUAUUUCUCUUCCUGCCUCAUUAACUUUUUUCUUUAUAGGCCGGCAUAGCAUUCUGUUCCUUGUAUUCUCUUUCAGCUCCAAGUUGUCUGUCUUUCUCUCUAUUCACAGAAAAAUAAUGUCGACAUAACAGAGCUUUGUGCCCCAUGGGCACCAGCUUUUCACAUACAAGUACCAUGUUCCAAAUACAUUUGCCCUGUGUUUUUUAAUCAACAGGAAUUUUAAGACAUGUACAUGAAGUUGUUUUUCAAGAGUCCCAAUUCUUUUGUUCCUAUUAUGAUGAUGAUGAUCUUAAAAGGUUACAACGUGGAUUUUGAGGAUGUUUUUGCCACCACAUAGUCUGCUAAUUUGUUUACUCUGUGAUGUAAUGAUAUGAAUAUACAUUGUUCUGCUUAUUGGUGCUUUUGUUAUCCAGACUUUAGGCCUGCUGUCACUGUUAAGAAAACUAAACUAAUUUUGAUGUGGCUACAGAAAUUUUCUGUGUGUGGUGUUAACUUUAUGUACAGUGUUUUACUGUAGUAUUAACAAAAAUGUCAUGUAUGAGAUAUGUUCCAGGGAAUAUAUAUAUCAUAGUGGGUGUUUCAGUUAAAGGUGGUUCUUGUCAAUUUUAAACUAAUGAGCUUCAUUUAGAUUCUGAUGUGGUCUGAUUGUGUGAUAUCGCAUUGAGGUAUCAUAAAUACUAUCUAUGCCCUUGACUGGAAAGCAGUGGGGAUUUAAGAAGAUGCUUUUCCUUUGUAAAAAAGAUAGUUCCAUUUGAAAAAUGGUUUAAUCAAUGCUCAUGUGAAAAGAAAAGUACUCUUAUGGAAGAGAUUUUUUCUCUAUUAGAGCAUUUUUUUAAAAAUACAAAACAUUUUUGUCUAGUACAUGUCCAGCGUGAGCUGAGGUUUUGAAAUUGCACCACAAGCAUAUGCACUUCACGUUGAUCACCUUAAUAGUCAAAACUGUGAGCUUCAAUAGUAUCCUCUCUUGUGGAGGUUCUCAGGAAGCUAAAAACAAGAGCUACAUACAAAUUAUAUUAAGUUUGUUUGGGUGGAGGUUAGUAAACUUCAUGUUGCUCAUGAUUUGUUACAAGGCUGGGUUUAUGUGUGCAGAAAUUGUCAGCUAUCAGAGGAGCAAGAAUAGAAGUGUAAGACAUUGUUUUCAUGUAGCUGACUACAAAUAAAGGCUGCUUCCAUAUGU
Molecule: messenger RNA, 3669 nt
Organism: Trachemys scripta elegans
Lineage: Eukaryota; Metazoa; Chordata; Testudines; Emydidae
Gene: GATD3
Product: glutamine amidotransferase like class 1 domain containing 3A
Exons: 8
Coding region: 1-1017 (338 amino acids)
Cellular component (GO): mitochondrion
Source: RefSeq, a predicted model, not a curated record